GUUUACGGCAGUGAACUUCUGCGCUUCGCUCGCUGUCACGCAGGUGGAAUUCAGUCCAGCAGCCGUGUGAUUCGAGCACAUCAGGACAGACAUUCAGUUUGAAGAGAGCUCCUCUCCAAACCUGACUUCGUCUCCGAGCGUCACGUCAACAGUUUACCUCAUCACAGUCAUGGCAUCAUCAGCGCAGACGAGGAGUCUGAACAGCUGCACGCAGAUCGGAUGCUUUUGAACGACGAUCUUCAGAGAGACUCGCAUCAUGCUCAGGUGAUCACACAGGCUGCGUUUGGGAAAGAAAACAGUCGGGUGGAUGUUUAGAAUAUUAAUCAGACCCUUUUUAUAAUCAUGGAGGAGAGCAAUACCAGUGAAUCAGUGCCAGAUUUAAAGGAUCUGGAAUUGAAAGUGGGGAGAAAGACCCCAGAGGGGCUCCUGAAGUGGAUGAGAGAAGAGCACAAAAUGAUCUCUCAUCAUCAGACAGACAAUAAUGAGACCGAGACGAAAGGCCUGGAUGAGAAGAUCCGAAAACUUAAAAUGGAGAUGGCUUAUCUACGAGCAGCAGAUGUCAAGAUCUUGAACCAGUUACUAGCACUUCACGAGGGCAUCGAGGCAGUGAAAUGGCUCCUGGAAGAGCGUGGUGCACUCACCAGCCGCUGCAGCAGCCUGACCAGCAGCCAGUACAGCUUAGGCGAGGGUCCCGACACCUCCUGGAGGGGCAGCUGGAGCAGUCUGCAGGACCCCCAUGACAAGCUGGACAACAUUUCCAUUGGCAGCUAUCUCGACACAUUAGCUGAUGACCUGGAUGAGUACUGCCCCUCUAGUGGGACUGAUUCAAUAAUCUGUAACACCCCCAUGGGAACAGAUGGCUCCAGAGGUACAGGAGGAGGAGUGGGAAGUUCCACUGGAUCUGGAAACCGAUCUCCACAAGUCAAGUCUGAUGUCCCUAAAGAAGAAGCUCAGGUUUGGAAUAAAGCACCGUCUGAUACAUCGAGACCGUACCAACCCAGCAAGACAAAUGGAAUCCUGGACAAAUCAGUGAAGCAAGUGGUCAGACCAGAUUCGCCCAGGGCUUGUCUGGCUGAGAAGCUGGGGAAGAAUCUGAGCCCUAAAAUGAAACCCUACAAGAAUGGCAAAGUUGAGUUGGAGAGCUGUAAAAUGAACGGCAAAGUUCAACUGGAGUAUGACGCACACUGGCGUUGGGUGCAGUCACAGGAUGAUGUGACCUUUUUGUGAUAAUAUAUGCAUGAUUAAGCCAAAGGUGUUGAUGGGAGACUGCUCUGCUUCUCUAUUCACCACUGUUUUGUUUGUACACUUGGAUCUUUGAUUAAUUUGAGGCCAUCUUCUCAGAUCUCCUGAAAUAGGAGGGGUUAAGAGCUCAGCAAUGGAAAAGAAGCUUAGACUUGUGGGUGAUCAGAGUUAAAAAAUCCUGAAUUAAUGACAUUAUAUACUCUUUGUCAGGUUGUGUAGAUGUUUAUGGACGCAUGAUUCAAAUGUGCAUUUCAUGUGAGGUAAUAACCUUCUGUAAUGACAUCUAUUGAUUCAACACAACUAUUUAUUAAGUCAGUAAUUCAGGACUUUAUUGAAUAUGUCAGUAUAUUAAUUUCAUUUAAAUGCGGUUUCAAUCCUAUGUGCCUAGGUUAUUUUAAAACAGUUCUCAGAAAGAUUCAUAAAGGCUUUUUUUGCAUACUACCAUUCAACAGUUUGGGGUUCUUAUGCUCACAAAGGCUGCAUUUAUUUGAUCAAAAUACAUUAAAAGCAGUAAUAUUGUGAAAUAUUACAAUUUAUAGUAACUGUUUUCUAUUUCAAUAUAUUUUAAAAAGUAUUUAUUUAUGUGACGUCAAAGCUGAAGUUUAAUAUUAAUGCUUAACAUUUUUGUGGG
Carassius carassius (crucian carp) is the source of this 1873-nucleotide messenger RNA. RefSeq names its product leucine rich adaptor protein 1 (gene lurap1). Bases 343 to 1227 code for a protein of 294 amino acids. Gene Ontology annotation, biological process: positive regulation of cytokine production; positive regulation of canonical NF-kappaB signal transduction. Lineage: Eukaryota; Metazoa; Chordata; Actinopteri; Cypriniformes; Cyprinidae. The transcript has 3 exons. The record is from RefSeq and is a predicted model, not a curated record.